AGCUGUAAUGAUAGUAUUGUCCCAUCAUAGACGUUCACAUCCGACACUACAAAACCACUGUGAAUAAUAAGUUGUGUGCACUUGACAUUUUUUCAAAAUCAUACUAUCAAUUGACCUCAUGUAGCGAUAGAUACAUCCUAAGUGGGGCGUAUUACCAUUAUUGUAACACAAUAGGUUCCUAGAUUUAUAUCCUCCCGCAUUUAAUCAGUUCGAUUUGAGAGCCAGACAUGGAGGGUGGUCCCAACAUUCAGGAGACUGAGGUCUCUACAAGGGAUUCAACUGAAGAUGACUUGCCAAGGGGCUGUUUCAACUAUUUUUGCCAUCCUCGACGCGGGGCACAUAGAUUCAUUGUGCUUGUCUUUUUGUGCUUUCUAGGUUUUGGUUCAUAUUUUUGUUAUGACAAUCCAGGGGCUUUAGAGAAUAAAUUUCUGAAUGACUUGCAUCUAAGCUCAACUGAAUAUGGCCUUCUAUACUCACUUUAUUCUUGGCCCAAUGUUUUCAUGUGCUUUAUUGGUGGUUACCUUAUUGACAGAGUUUUUGGUAUCAGGCUUGGUACCAAUAUAUUCAUGGGACUUACUCUUUUAGGACAACUUGUCUUUGCUCUAGCAACGUAUUUGAAUUGGUUUUGGAUGAUGCUGGUUGGAAGAUUCAUUUUUGGUAUUGGCGCUGAAUCGCUGGCUGUAGGACAAAACAACUAUGCUGUUCUGUGGUUUAAGGGAAAAGAAUUAAAUAUGGUUUUCGGUCUGCAAUUAAGCUUCGCCAGAGUUGGAAGUACCGUUAACUACGAAGUUAUGGGUCCCAUUUACAAUUGGGUGCAUAAGUCUUUUAGCGGUCCUGAGGGCAUGGGCAUUGUUUUAUUUAUUGCUUCUGCAACAUGUGUUUUGUCAAUGUUUUGCUCUUUAAUAUUGAGCAUAUUUGAUAAAAGGGCUGAAAGAAUGACCAACAGGAAUGCAAGUGGAUCAGGAGAAGUUGUUAGAUUAACUGAUGUUUUUACAUUCAAAACAACAUUUUGGUUUAUCACAGUAAUCUGUGUAGCGUAUUAUGUCGCUAUUUUCCCCUUUGUUUCUUUUGUACAGAAGUACUUUAUAGAAAAAUUCCACAUGACGGAAGACGAAGCAAGUUCAGUGGCUGGUAUAGUGUACUUGAUUUCUGGUAUCGCAUCUCCAAUUUUAGGAUUGUUAAUUGACAAAAUCGGGCGUAAUAUCGUCUUUAUUUUGGUGGCUAUCGUUUUCACAAUUGUCUCACAUUCAAUUAUUACAUUUACUUCAAUUGAUCCUUACGUUGGAUUGAGUAUAAUGGGAGUAUCAUAUUCAGCACUCGCUAGCAGUUUGUGGCCUUUGGUAUCUCAAAUUAUUCCUGAACAUCAGCUAGGAACGGCUUACGGAGUGUGUCAAUCCGUCCAAAAUUUGGGUCUUGCGGUUAUGGCGAUUGUCGCUGGAACAAUCAUCGACCACUUUGGUUUUAAAAAUUUAGAAAUAUUGUUUAUGAUUUGCUUAUUUAUUUCUUUAAUGGCGACCAUUGGGUUGUUUGUCCUCGAUAGGGUUCAACACGGAACACUUAACAUGACACCAGCUCAACGACAGGCUUUAUUAAACGACGGGAAUCCUGUGAUAGUGGAAAGACAAAGCAUAGUUGGUUGUACAUCGACCGAAAAUUUGACUGACAGCGAUUUUCAUGUGAGACACAGCAUUCCUCCAAAGGAAUCGGUCAGUGCAAAUGAAUGAAAAGUACAAUUUAAGACAAUUUAAAUAAUAUAAUGACGUGAUAUUCUAAGAUUAAAAGACUACUCCAAACUUAGAUAAAUACUAAGUUAGAUCUAUGAAGAAUUUUUAUAUAUAUAUAUUUAUAGGUUUGUUGAAUGUGAUAGAGACCAUUUUUAUUUUUGUAUAUAGGUGUACUUAAAUCGUUAUAUUUUGUACAAAAAGAUAUAUGAGGGUUAUCUCUAUCUAAUUUCCUAAUUAGGGUUUACAAUACAAAUAUAUAUUAAAAUUGA
This is a messenger RNA of Aethina tumida (small hive beetle), 1993 nucleotides long. RefSeq names its product major facilitator superfamily domain-containing protein 1-like. The transcript is spliced from 9 exons. Gene Ontology annotation, cellular component: lysosome. Gene Ontology annotation, molecular function: transmembrane transporter activity. Lineage: Eukaryota; Metazoa; Arthropoda; Insecta; Coleoptera; Nitidulidae. The coding region runs from base 228 to 1724 and encodes 498 amino acids. Gene Ontology annotation, biological process: transmembrane transport. The record is from RefSeq and is a predicted model, not a curated record.